AUGCCUCCAAUCGACGUGGAAAAGACCAUUGAGGAGCUGACACUCGGCGAGAAGGUCGACCUCACGGCUGGCAAGGAUUUCUGGCACACGGCUUCCAUCCCCCGCCUGAAUAUCCCUGCACUGCGCAUGUCCGAUGGACCAAAUGGCGUCCGCGGCACACGCUUCUUCAACGGCAUCCCAGCCGCCUGUUUCCCCUGCGCAACAGCCCUAGGAGCCACCUGGGAUGCCGAGCUCUUAUCCCAGGUCGGUGCAUUGAUGGGCGAAGAAGCCAUAGCAAAAGGAACGCAUAUCGUGCUUGGUCCCACGAUUAAUAUCCAGCGGUCGCCGCUGGGUGGCCGUGGGUUUGAAUCCUUUUCCGAGGAUGGUGUGCUUUCCGGUACGUUGGCGGGCCAUUUCUGCAAGGCAUUGCAAGAUAAGGGCGUUGCUGCGACACUGAAGCACUUUGUCUGCAAUGAUCAAGAACACGAGCGUAUGGCGGUUAGUAGUAUUCUUACUAACCGGGCGUUGCGUGAGAUCUAUUUGAUGCCGUUCCAGUUGGCCAUGCGUAUCUGUCGCUCGCAGUGUGUGAUGACGGCUUAUAAUAAGAUUAACGGAACUCACGUCAGUGAGAACAAGGCUAUAAUUGACGAUAUUCUUCGCAGGGAGUGGGGUUGGGAAGGUGUUGUGAUGAGUGACUGGUUUGGAACCUACAGCACCUCUGAUGCUAUCAUUGCCGGUCUUGAUAUUGAGAUGCCAGGCAAGACCCGCUGGAGAGGACAGGCGCUUGCACAUGCCGUCUCGUCGAAUAAGGUUGCACAGUACCAGCUUGAUGAGCGUGUACGCAAUGUGCUCAACCUUGUCAACUGGGUCGAGCCUCUUGGGAUUCCAGAGAAUGCACCAGAAAGUGCACUCAACCGGCCAGAAGAUCAGGCUCUCAUGCGCCGUGCCGCUGCCGAGUCUGUUGUGCUUAUGAAGAACGAAGGAGAUAUUCUUCCUUUGAAAAAAGAUGGUUCAUUGCUAGUCAUUGGACCCAAUGCCAGAAUAUCGGCCUACUGCGGCGGUGGUUCGGCGUCUCUGGCCCCAUACUACACAGUUAGUCCCUUGCAAGGUGUAUCUGCCAAAAGCAAUGGAGAUGUCAAGUUCAGCCAGGGUGUGUAUUCACACAAAGAGCUACCACUCCUCGGCCCGCUGUUGAAGACUGCCGAUGGUAAGCCUGGGUUCACCUUCAAGGUGUACAAUGAGCACCCCAACUCUGGUGCAGACCGUCAGGUGGUGGAUGAGUUGCAUCUGCUCGAAUCAUCUGGUUUCUUGAUGGACUACGUCAAUCCCAAAAUCAAAUCUAUGACCUACUACGUCGACAUGGAGGGGUCUUUCACCCCCGAGGAGAGUGGAGUGUAUGACUUCGGUGUCACAGUCGUUGGAACAGGACGCCUCCUCAUCGAUGACGAUGUCGUCGUCGAUAAUACCAAGAACCAGAAGCAAGGCUCUGCCUUCUUUGGCACAGCCACAAUUGAGGAACGUGGUAUCAAAGAGCUCAAUGCCGGUCAGACAUACAAAGUCGUCUUCCAAUUCGGCAGUGCACCAACUUCGGACCUGGACACCCGUGGAAUCGUAGCCUUCGGUCCAGGUGGCUUCCGCUUCGGCGCCAGCAGACAAGUCAGCCAGGAAGAGCUGAUCGCCAAUGCAGUCGAGCAAGCCAAGACAGCAGAUCAGGUCGUCAUCUUCGCCGGCCUGACUCUUGAAUGGGAGACUGAGGGCCAUGACCGCGAGCACAUGGACCUACCACCUGGCAGUGACGAGCUCAUCAGCCGUGUGCUAGAUGUCAACCCCAACGCAGUGAUUAUCCUCCAGUCUGGUACCCCAGUCACAAUGCCGUGGGAGUCCAAGGCCAAGGCCCUCGUACAGGCCUGGUUCGGCGGCAAUGAAUGUGGAAACGGUAUUGCCGAUGUCCUCUACGGCGACGUCAACCCUUCCGCGAAAUUGCCUCUUACCUUCCCCCGCCGCUUGCAAGAUAACCCCUCUUACCUCAACUUCCGCUCCGAGCGCGGUCGCGUCCUCUACGGUGAAGACAUCUACGUCGGCUACCGGUACUUCGAGAAGAGCGAGGUGGCUCCCGGAUUUAGCUUCGGACACGGUUUAUCAUACACGACGUUCGCGCGUUCAGAUCUGCGCAUCGAGACUGUCCCCGAGCAGUCCAAAUAUGCCGAGUCUGGCGAGCCGGUCACUGCUUCUGUCACAGUGUCCAACACUGGCUCUGUGGCUGGUGCUGAGGUGGUUCAGCUGUGGAUUGUGCCUCCGAAGACGGAUGUCGGACGGCCUUUGCGUGAGCUGAAGGCAUUCAAGAAGGUUUUCUUGCAGCCUGGAGAGACACAGACUGUGCAGUUGGUUGUAGAGAAGAAGUUGGCAACGAGCUGGUGGGACGAGGAGCGGGAGCAGUGGAUCUCUGAAAAGGGGACCUACCAGGUUCUUGUCACUGGUACUGGAGCUGAUCAGCUACAUGGGGAGUUUGAUGUUGGAAAGACAAGAUUCUGGCUGGGUCUGUAA
Molecule: messenger RNA, 2523 nt
Organism: Penicillium salamii
Lineage: Eukaryota; Fungi; Ascomycota; Eurotiomycetes; Eurotiales; Aspergillaceae
Source: the annotation of a GenBank genome assembly